AUGUUUGGAGUCCAGACGGCGAGCCGCCGAAGCACAGGCUGUCAGGGAUGUCGCAAAGGGAGAGUAAAGUGCUGGGAAGAGCGACCACGUUGCCGUAGAUGUACUCGAAAAAACAUUGACUGCGAAUACCCCGAUCCGCUGGAUAAUUUUCGCAACGAGAACAGCAAGGCUGCCAACCGAGCCUCGACGCUGUGGCGCCAGCGAGCCUUCAAGAUCGACGAAGACGAGAGCACGACCGAUGAUGACAAGCGAGUGACUUCUCCCGAUGUCGACUAUCCACAUACAAUAUCUCGUAGUCUCCAAGUAGACAGCGUUGAAUCCAGAGCUUUGUAUUUGUUUUUCCAGGACUACGGCUGUGAUUCUAGAAUACUCAGUCCGUGGGUAGGUAUUUUCCAGAUGCUUCCUGGAUUAUAUGAGCGAGCACCGAGAAAUUCAUUCACCUCACACGCCAUCUUGGCCGUUGCUUUGGCGUAUCAAGAACGAAAGCACAAGGUCUCCCGCUCCGAAGUUCCCGCGCGAACAGAGUAUUCCAAAGCAAUACAGGCGAUUAAUUCCCAACUGCAGCUCCAGGAACGAACACCAAUCAAUGAGAUCCUGGCAUCAAUCUGCCUCAUGAGCCAAUUCGAGCUUAUGCUUCCAAGCGCUACAAUGGCUAAAACCAACCCAGAGUCUCGAUUAGCACAUAUGUACGGUGCCAUUGCCAUGGUGCAGCGCGUGGAGGCGCAAGCAAAGGGACAAGUGAUCGACCUCAGAGUUUUGAACCUCAUUUUUUUGCAAAUGACUAUCAAUUGCUUGAACGGUCGGUUACGUCCGCCACUGUCGCUAGAUUCAUGGAUCAGACGCCUCGAUUUUUCCAUGCCCGGCCCGACGCUCUUGUGUGCCAUGUAUCGAAUAGCUCUGUGGCAGGCUGACGUGGACGAGCUGAUUCAAGGAACACAAUGCUUCGACACAGAGACAGAGACUAGAAUACGCAAUCUGAUUAUUAUGAUGCAGGUAGAGGACGCAGAACUUGAGACAUGGGAAUCUUCAUUACCUCUCCGUUUCCAAUACCAGGCGAGACCCGUCUCGCCUCACGAUCAUGCCAUGUUCCACUCGCCGGGAGCACCUCACACGAUAUAUGAAUAUUCAUUCUGCUUGACCGCUGUCCCCCGCACCUUGUAUUUCGCCGCGCGAAUAAUACUGAACCAAAGCCUGCAGCGAUGCUGCACGUGGAUGUCGACCUGGUCGCCCAAGGAGGAGGAAGAGGAGUAUCUGAUUCAGUGUGCCAUCUUGAAAGAGAGCAUAGCGGCCAUGAUUUGUUCUAUAUCCUGUAGCGUGAAUGCCGUCCUGAAUGAUUCCAUCCAACCGCCCGGCAACGACGAUCUUCAAAACCGGAGGGGCGUCGAGGCGCCCGGUUUGCGUGGGGUUUUGAUGAUGUGGCAGUUAUCGGUAUCCUCUGUGGCCACAAAUGACCCAGAUAUUAUGGAGCGAGUUGGACACGAACGUUCUUUGUGGUUGAAAAGUGUCCUGGGCCAUUCCAUAUCCCGGAUGCUGGGCUAUCUGCUCGCCUUUGCUGCGUCUUCGCAAGCACUCACUAUUGACUACUGGCCCUACCAGAGCUUCGUCACAGAGCCUACUUUCCACCCACCGAUUUUCCAAAUUGACAAGUCCGGAGCGCCACUAGCCGAUGGAUUGAUCAUAUUUACACCGUCGAUUGAAAAUAUCACUACAAUCGGUGCGCGCGAUCUCGUCGCGGGCAUGAUCAUGACGGACGACGGAGAGCUGGUGUGGCACGACCCACACUUCGAGAUCUCGACGAAUCUGUUUGUCCAGAGCCUAAAUGGCAAACCUGUUUUGUCUCAUUGGAGUGGACAAGGAAGCAACGUGGGCCACGGUUACGGCUCAGUCACCAUCAUGGACGAGACGUACUCGACCAUUGCCGAGAUCUGUCCCAAGAUCGGCCUUGUCACGCCCGACAACAGCGUGCCAGACUGCGAUGCUGAUCUCCACGAAUCCUAUAUCACGGACCGUGGCACGAUCUUGGUAACGGCGGUGAACGCAACCCAGGCUGAUUUGUCGUCGGUGAAUGGACCGUCUGACGGAUGGGUCUAUGACACCAAGUUCCUCGAGAUCGACAUUGCAACCAAAGAUAUCGUUUUUGAAUGGAGUGCCAUUGAGGCCGGAGUCCCCUUUAAUUUGUCCAAGACCAGACCAGAUACCGGCCUCGCCGGAAACGGGACUUCUCAGAGCUCUCCCUGGGAUUGGUUCCAUGCAAACUCGGUGCAAGCCGUUGGCGACAAGUACCUUGUCAACAGCCGGCAUUGCUGGUCAACUUUCAUGCUUGACAGAACUGGAAAGGUUGAAUGGUAUAUCGAUGGCAGUGAUGGCGGAGAUUUCAAGCUGGACUCAGACAACCUGUUCCGAUGGGAACAUCACGCCCGUGCUCAAAAUUUCACAGACACCUCUCUCGAGCUUCACUACUUCAACAACAAUAACGCCGAAUGGGAUAACGGCACUCGUGCGACCAACGGACUUCGCCUGGGGCUCGACCUGGAAGCAAAGACGGCAACUGUUCUGCAAAAGCUACACUCGGACGGUAUCUUCACAGAGUCUCAAGGAAGCUUUUUUCCGCUGGACAACGGCAAUACGCUGGUGGGAUUCGGGUCAAUUUCCAAGAUCAAGGAGUACGGUCCGGAGGGAGACCUGCGAAUGACUCUGCAGUUUGGAGAGGACAAUCUGGUGCAGUCGUACCGCAGCUACCGACAGGAGUGGCACGCAACACCGGCGACUUUGCCAAAGGCUGUUAUCAAAGACAGUGCUGUCUACAUGAGCUGGAACGGAGCAACAGAGGUAACUCAGUGGAAAGUGUACGGGCCUGCUCUCGUUGGUGCCUCCUCGAUGCAGCUCCUCGGAACAGUCCCGAAGAAGGGCUUCGAGACUUUGUUCAAUCUGACUCAACCGGCUUUGCUGGUAAAGGUGGCUGCUUAUGCUGGUGACAAGCUAUUGGGAACGUCUCCUAUCGUUACAAUCUAG
Messenger RNA from Talaromyces rugulosus, 3012 nucleotides. RefSeq lists its product as uncharacterized. Lineage: Eukaryota; Fungi; Ascomycota; Eurotiomycetes; Eurotiales; Trichocomaceae. Gene Ontology annotation, biological process: regulation of DNA-templated transcription. The transcript has 4 exons. The record is from RefSeq and is a predicted model, not a curated record. Gene Ontology annotation, molecular function: DNA-binding transcription factor activity, RNA polymerase II-specific; zinc ion binding. Bases 1 to 3012 code for a protein of 1003 amino acids.